UCGUACUUGAAUCCGUCUAUGAAACGUGAAAACAAAGAUGGCUGACGAAAUGGAAGUUGACAGAGAAGUAGCACAAAAACCAGACAAAAUGUUUACAUUGAAGAAAUGGAACCUUGUAGCUAUGUGGAGCUGGGAUGUAGAAUGUGAUACGUGUGCUAUAUGCAGAGUACAAGUAAUGGAUGCUUGUUUGAGAUGCCAGUCAGAAAACAAACAAGAUGAUUGUGUUGUUGUAUGGGGCGAGUGCAAUCAUUCUUUCCACAACUGCUGUAUGACGUUAUGGGUUAAACAGAACAACAGAUGUCCCCUAUGCCAGCAGGACUGGGUUGUUCAACGUAUAGGAAAAUAAUCCGCUAUAGUGUCAUAAUUAAUCUUAUCUCAAAAUAAAAUCAUGUCAUUUUGGUGAAAUUGACCGUCUUUGGACUGAAGAGAUUCUGAUGGUGUUUUAUACCUGUUGAGUUUCGCAGUAUGAAUAUUUUAAGUACAUGAAAUGACACAUGGAGAGUUUUGAAUCUAUCAUAUUAUUCUUUAUACUUCAUGUAAGUAUCAAGUGAAUAAUGAAACUAUUUAUCUACAUUACCUGAUGACAGGAAUGAAUGUGAAGAUCAAGUUUUUGCUAUUGUAAUACAAAAGAAACGAAAUAUGUCAUAAAUUUUAGACUUACAAACGCAGAUAUUGACAACAGAAAAUUCAUGAAACAAUUGGUCUCAUUAUGAAUAUGGACCAGUGUAAUUGACAGAAGUUUUAUUAAACAUGUAAGCACAGUGAGAAGAAAGAAGUUAACUCUUAAGGCACAGAUGUUAAAUUUUAGGAAGUCAGUGGUACGUCUUUGAUCUUAAUUUUUGGCAUACAGUUACGUGGAUUCUCGGGUGUAAUUCAAGCCCGUUAACAGAAGCCUUGUAGCGGUACAUGUACAAGUACACUGACUCACAGAACUGUUGGUAUUUGGAAUUUUUGUUGGUGUCUACGUUCAUCUGCAAUAGACAUGUAACAUGCAUAUAUUAUGGAUUGUAACAUUAAGGCUUUUUAGGAACAUGAUAAUUUGAUAGUUACAUUCAAAUAUGAAACAAAAGGUAUAACAUAGUGUAAAAGUGCAUCACAUUUUGUUUUUUUAGACUUGUUUAGUAAGCAAGUUGUAUAAAUUUAUAUUUUCUUAUGUAAAAUUUACAUGUAUGCCUUAUUCCCAUCGAUUUGUGACCUAAAUAAAUGACUGGUAUAAAUACUUCCGCAAGGGCAUACACCAUCCGAAAACUACACAAGUUUUAUUAGACACACGAUUUGACAAUUCUAUCCAAUCAAAAUGCGUAACUGAACAGGCGUAAAUGUGCUUACCCUACAAUCAGCUGAUGACCUUAUUACUUGAAAAUAUCCGAUAAAGAUGUUAUAAUUUAUCAAACACACUUACAAUUAAGCCAAAAAAAUAUUCAUUAUGCUGUAAGAAUUUACUUAAGACUUUGAAACAUAUUUUGAUCAGAUCGGACUGAAAAUAACCAUGCAAACAUUUAGUGGUGUGAGCACCUUUAUUUUCAUGACGCCACAGGGUGAAUCGGAUUUCACAAAUCAAUGGGUAAGCAUCCAGCUGAGCAAGACAGUCAUGGUUGAAAUGUUCAGAUGCUCUAAUCUUUGAGCGGUUGUUUUUAGAAGUAAUUUAAAGUUUUUUGAACUUUUAGAUAAUGAAUUUAUUUAACAAAUGCACUAAUUGCACUGUAUGUAUGUCUGAUAUUUGUUGUGCAAGUGCAAUUUUUCAAAAUAAAGAGUCACGAAUUGACGAGAGAAAAGCAUAAUAAGGACCUUCUCUGUUGGUUUGAUUUUUAAAAAAAAAAAAAGACUUGAUAGAUGUUUAAAAAUGUAACAUGUGCUUCUUAACAACUUGGAAUAAAAAAACAUUCAAAUUAAUCAAUGAUGUUAUGAAUUUUCAAACGUUCACAUAUGAAUCAAUCUUAAGUUAUUAUUUAAAUAAAUAUUCUUUUUCAUAAAUAAGGAAAUUAUAGUUGGAUCAUAUUGAUACAUCUUACCGUGGAAAUCAUUUUUUUUUUUAAUUUUAUUAAAAUAUACUAUAUAUAUACUGAACCAAAAAAGAAACUUUUGCAAAGUAUGUGCCAGUUGUUCAAGGGUACCACUUAGAUGUACACACUUAUAUACAUGAAGUAGCUUGUAAAACUCGUUUUGUUUGCAAAAUCGAUCAGCUAAUCCACGUAUAAAAUCCCGCUGUGUAUUCAACGUAAAAAUCGAGUUACAAAAGGAUUGAAAAACUGUACUAACAUAUCUACAUUCAAACUUGGAGAAAGUUUCUUUUUUGUUUCAGUAUAGAUACCAAGUCAACAUUAUAAUGUAAGCAAAUAAAAAUUAUACAUUUAUAAUAGUGUGAUUGACUGACCUUAAACACCAAAAUUCAAAAAUACAGCUACAUUGUAUUGGACUAGUCAUAAAACAGAUUGCAGGUCAUAUUUGAUUCUCAUUAACUACUGGUAUAAUUACCAUAUGCACUGUAAGGGUUAAACUAUGUAGUGUUUGCCAGUGACAGAGCAUCACACUGCCAACUGGUACACUGUAACUGUGGAAUAAAUUGUGAUCUACAAGUAAUUACUGUAUUAAAUUUACUAAAUUUUACUACAGUGGCAAUUUUAUUUGACAGUUGGGAACUUGUAUGUUUUACAUAAAUAUAAAUUACAUGUACAAUGUAUAUAGGAAUGAAUACACAUGCAUUAUUAUUGAUGUGAUGUCUGGUUUUGUUCAGGAUAAAAAUAUUUUCUAUGGAUAAUAUCUUUAGUUCAACUUUGUUGUUUGUUUUCAAAUAAAAUAUCACAUUGUGAA
Messenger RNA from Ruditapes philippinarum (Manila clam), 2811 nucleotides. Its product is annotated as RING-box protein 2-like. The transcript is spliced from 3 exons. NCBI's taxonomy places the organism in Eukaryota, Metazoa, Mollusca, Bivalvia, Venerida, Veneridae. The record is from RefSeq and is a predicted model, not a curated record. Gene Ontology annotation, cellular component: Cul5-RING ubiquitin ligase complex; nucleus. Gene Ontology annotation, molecular function: ubiquitin protein ligase activity; cullin family protein binding; zinc ion binding. The coding region runs from base 38 to 346 and encodes 102 amino acids. Gene Ontology annotation, biological process: protein ubiquitination; ubiquitin-dependent protein catabolic process.